This is a messenger RNA of Puma concolor (puma), 1845 nucleotides long. The record is from RefSeq and is a predicted model, not a curated record. Lineage: Eukaryota; Metazoa; Chordata; Mammalia; Carnivora; Felidae.
AUGAAUGAUUCGAGGCAGCAAUCAUUGUUCUUCAUCACAUCUCCAGAUUUACACAAACUCUGUGCUGUCAGGAUAAUACUGAGUAAUGGGGUGGCGGAUACUGAGAUUAGGAGUACGCAAAUGAAGAUGUGCAGGCAAUUGCUGUUUUUGCACCAAGAUAUUCUUACAUCACCUGUGCCUGGAAUAUUAAACCAAAUUUGGGUAGUGAUGGCGAUACCAUUUUAUAAAGCUGGAAAACUUAAUGCCUAUAUUGAAAAACACGGAGCUAAAGUGGAGGCUCCACAGAGAGUAAUCCCUGUAAUUCUUCAAAACUGCCUUUCAUACUCACUCAUGGCUAGGCUUGCUCCAGCCUGGAAUAAAACUGGCCAUCUCUUGGUGCAAGGACGAGAAUUUCUUUCUCAGAUGGGAAAGCAAAGUGCUGUUGUAUUAGACAUCAAUGUAACUGAAACUCAAGUUUGUCUAAGUAUAGAAGCUUACACAAUCAGACUGCCACCACCUGAGCUAAGAGAAUUUGAUAUUUCUCAGAGUGUUAUAAAGGAUUUUGAUACUAACAAGAAUGCCAUCAUUGAAGGACAUUCAAUUUUAAGCAACUGGUGCUACGUUUUGCCAAGUAUGAAAAGGGGACAAAUAAUAAGUAUUCUUCACACCAUACCCCCUGACUGUCCUUUUCAUUCAUAUGAAGAUUUCCAGAUGCACUGGGAUGACCUGAUGACAACGAAACCAUGCUACUACACACAAGAACUAAUGAAGCCUCAUGUACAGGAAAACAAAGUCAAGGCGCCUAAUCUGACCACUAAACAAGUGUUUAGGUCCUCUCUGACUCGGGCCCCUUGCACCAGACCUGUCCUGGCUCAGUGUCUUGUACCAGGUUCAGGAGCCAUGAACCACAGGAUGGAGAUUCCAGGCAGCCAGCUGAAGAAAACCUGGGUGUCCUCAGCACUGCACCUCCAGCAGCAGUCUGUUCAGAGCGGAAAGAAAUCCCUGUCUGACAAGGCACCACAAGUACAUUUGGAAGCACCAAAGCCUAACACAGGAAACCUUCAAGUUCAAGGCACAGACUUAAGCUCCCAGAAUAAUACUGCCCCUACAUUCAUACCAGUUUUCAAAAAUCGAUCCUUGCAGAUGAAUAAAAAGAUCUUAGAACCUGGCAACCUGAAAAGGCAACAGCAUGUUGUUACAGAAUCUAAAUUCUUUUCACUUAAAACUAGUGUGAUCCAAAAUGACAAGCUGAAUUUAGAUCCAGCUAUUAAAAAAAGAUCUAAUCAUAACAUUCAGAUGAAUGCUAGAAAUUUAAAUCAGAAGAUUUCCAGACUUCUGCAAGGAAAAAAUACUGAGUCCUGUGAAAAUAUGACAAAAUAUCCCCCUUCUAAUGGAGAAUCACCAACUGUGAGUUUAAAUGAAAGUAAACACCUCUCUAAUAGUUCAGUAUCUCAUAUAUCAAAUAACAGUUUAGGUGUAAUAAAAAGUGCGGUUGACUUCCAAGUGAAUAGAAAAGAAAAUUUAACAAGGAAAUAUAUAACACAAAUUUUGGGGAAAGGCCGCGAAUCACUAAAAAUGAAAAAACAACCAUACAUUUUUGAAUCAGACACAGAAACAGAAGAUCCCCAACUACUGCAGCCACAAUCAAUAAAUCAGACUAUAAAAGCUGAUGUAAGUGACCACAAAUUGGUGAUAAGCAAAACAUCCCAGAGGUCUAAAAGAAGAUUGUGUCAAGAAUCUUCAAAAGCUUCAAAGAGACCUCAUUCCAAUACUAUCCAUUAUGGACAGUCCAGUUUUCCUAGGAGCAAGAUACAUGAUGUGGACAAAUCAAAAGUUCAGAAAUCUCUCAUCAUUCCUAAAACUUAG